This is a messenger RNA of Saccharomyces eubayanus, 2579 nucleotides long. It is a transcript of the gene EGT2, whose product is annotated as Egt2p. The annotation marks the transcript as partial. Lineage: Eukaryota; Fungi; Ascomycota; Saccharomycetes; Saccharomycetales; Saccharomycetaceae. The transcript has a single exon. The record is from RefSeq and is a predicted model, not a curated record.
AUGAAUAAACUUCUUCUACCGCUAGUCGGCGUCCUCUCGCUGCUCAGCUUAACACAUGCUCUUAUACAAACACAACCAGUGCUUCAAGAUCUACAAAUAGCAGAUAGCUAUACCAAGACCAAGGAAUGUACGGACCCAGAUCAUUGGUUCCUUAUAGAAGGUCAGCUGCUCAUUCCCAAGGGUAGUUCAAGCAGUAUAUCAUUUCAAGUACCUAAGGAAUUUGGGUCGUUCCCUCAAGAGUCUUUCGCUGUGGAAUAUAAUUCCAACAAGGUUGCCACGGUAUCGUGUCCAGACCAGUCAACGAACAACUUUACGAUUUCUGUCCUGGACAACACUCUAGAAGAACUAAACACAACAUUCAAUUUUCUAGCACAGCUUACCCCAGACGCCAAGUCUGGAAUUAUAAACCCAAAAACCAUUGCAUACAGUUUCUACUCAUCUGAAGGUGAUGUGUUUAACGACAGCAUCAACUAUGCCGCUAAGAACAUAUCUGCCGUAACAACGGAUGGUGGCAUAUACACAACAAAUAACACUGCAUGGUUUACUGUUGAUCUACCAAUGUCAACUUUCUUACACCACGUCUUUUUAACUUCUCAACCCUCUUCUUCGUCCGAUUAUGCAUUUGAUACUGCGUUGACCACGUUCGAAGUUGUCACUGCCGUUGAUUCCUUCAACGAACCUGUCAAAUCUGUCCCAUUUACGGCCGUUCAUGAUUACUCGACUGAAGAUGAAAUUAAAUGCUUAUUUAAUUCGACAAUCAGUGGCGGUCUAUACUUGCGUGUUACUUACUACACCAAGGAGCUGUCCGGUUCUUCCAUUUCUAACACGAUUGACUUAAGCUAUCCUGACGUAAGCUCGUCCAGUAAUAUUUUGACAAAGAGAGAUUCUGCAGUCACCAUGGAUUCAGAACUGUUUUCAGAGUCAACGGCUAAUGUCGGUUCUGCUACUAAUGAUGAAUCAACGACUUCAAAUUCUGCUCUAACCCCAACGUAUUCAAAUACAACCCUUUCUUCUUACACUUCACAAUCCUUAACUACAUCUGCAGUGGAAACUGCUGCGUCCUCGAGUAGCCAGGUCUCUAUUUCUACAAGUGACAAUUCCAGCGCUUUGGGAGACGCAUCUUCAUCCGUUACCACCAUAUCCACUCCUAAUUCCAUGCAAAGCAAUAAACAAACUUCAUCUAAUACGCCUUCAGUCUCGACAAGCACUUUUUCUGCUUCUUCAUCAGCCGUAUCUGGUUCAAUAGCAAGCUUUAGUUUGGGUCCCUCUUCAUCAUAUGACGCAAAUUAUGCCUCCACAACUGUUCUUGCAGCGGCUUCUUCAAAUUCAACUUUGUCCACGUCUUCAUCGUCCGCUCAUCAUGUUACCACAAUUCCAACUGGAGCAAAUAUAACAGUUUCCCAAGCCACGUCAACUAGUCAAUCUAUUGCAGAACUUUUACGCGUCGCUAACAAUUCGUCUGCUACUCAAUCUGAUACCAGUGCCCUAUACGCUUUGAGCUCAACAGUCGCUGCAUCUUCUUCAGCUACCGGUUCUUCGUUCGGUUUCAACUCCACGGCUGCCCCAGCUUUAACAGCUUCUCAAUCCGCCUCUGGUGCCUCGUCCAUUUCCAACUUCACGGUUGCUGCAGUUUCAGCAACUACUCAAUCUACUAUCGCUGCUUCAUACGUGGUCAACUCUACUGUUACAGAAUCCGCUACUAGCGUUUCACACGCUGUAAGCUCGAUAGUCGCAGCAGCACCUGCAUACGCUUCCAACUCUACAUCAAACCAUGUAUUUCCUUCCGCCUCUAGUGUUUAUUCAAUCAAUAGCGCUACAAAUUCCAGUUCAUCUUCUGGCCCAUUAGUUUCAAACAAAACAGUUGAAUCUGGGUCUUAUAGAUUGAGUACCACAACAGAGUCUGCCCAGCUUACUGAAGUUGGCAGUUUGAUAGCAAUUAGCACAAUCAAAACUAUGACCUCCGCGGCCCCUACAGAUAGGAUUGGUAAUCAUAGUGUGAUUUCUUCCACAGAAUCCGCCCGAGCUACGACAUAUAGUAAUUUAGUUUCGGCGUCUACAAUCAACACUAAGGCUAUCGCUGCUGCCACUGAAAGAAAUGGUACUUCUAGUUUGAAUACCUUUACAGAAUUAUCUCAAACCACAAAAGGUAAUAGUUUGAUGUCAGUAUCUACAACUAACACUAAAUAUACCGCGGUUGCUACUGGAGGAAACGGCACUUCUGUUUUUAGCGCCUUUACUGAGCCUACUAAAGUUACCGCUGCAGCAACUGACAGAAAUCGUACUUACAGCUUAACAUCAUCCACAGAAUCAGCUCAAGUUACUGAAUAUAGUAGCCUGCUUCCAAUUUCCACGUUACAAAAAUCUACUACCAUCACCAGUACUGGCAAAAAUGGUACCUAUAGUUCUACCGCAUAUACUAAAUCCGCUCAAGCCACUGAACAUAGUAGUUUGAUCUCGGUCAUUAGAACUAAAGGGCUUAAAGUGUCUACUUCCACAGAUAAAAGUGUGGUAGUUGGCUAUAGUACAUCUGUCGGUGAUGCUCAAUAUGCCGAACAUACUAGCUUGGUCGCAGUUUCUAC